This is a messenger RNA of Columba livia (rock pigeon), 3491 nucleotides long. It is a transcript of the gene TELO2, whose product is annotated as telomere maintenance 2. The record is from RefSeq and is a predicted model, not a curated record. Gene Ontology annotation, biological process: telomere maintenance via telomerase; protein stabilization. Gene Ontology annotation, cellular component: cytosol. Bases 37 to 2487 code for a protein of 816 amino acids. The transcript has 20 exons. NCBI's taxonomy places the organism in Eukaryota, Metazoa, Chordata, Aves, Columbiformes, Columbidae. Gene Ontology annotation, molecular function: Hsp90 protein binding; telomeric repeat DNA binding.
GGCGGAAGCGGGUCCGGCCUCGCUCCCCUCAGCGCCAUGGCGGCGGCGGCGGGGCUGGAGCCAGCCCUGCGGGAGGCCGUGGCGGCGCUGGAGCGGGGCGCGGCGGGGGCCGCGGAGGCGCUGGGCGCGCUGCGGACCGCUCUGGCGGCGGCGGGGGGCUCGGCCGCCCUCGGCGAGAGGGAGCGGACGCUCUUCGGCGCCCUCCUGCGCAGCCUGGCCCGGGCGCCCCGCGCGGCGCGGCCCGAGGGCGAGUGGCAGCGCUGCUUCCUGGAGGGGCCGCCCGGCCUCGGGCUCUGCGUGCUGCUGGAAGCCCUCGCGUCCCCGGGCCGCAGCUUUCAUCCGAGCGAGGCCGCCGAGGUGCUGGAGCAGUUCCUGCAGGAGGGGCGGCUCUCGGCUCUGAUGUGGGACGUGUGUCAGCAGCAGGCGCAGGCUGGCUCGCCCGAGCUGCAGGAGGCCCUGCUCAGUAAGGUCGUGUGUUUGCCUGAUCAUGUGAGCAACACACUCCAGGGGAAAAACCCACCAGUGUUCUUCCCACAGAACUACUUUCCUCUCUUGGGUGGUGCGAUCAUCCAGGUGCUGCAGAACAUCUCUGAUUCCCUAAGAGGUGGCUUGGAUUGCUCAAUCUCUUUUGUUUCUCAUGUCCUCGGGAAGGUGUGUGUUCAUGGGAGACAAAAAGAAAUUCUGGGUGUUUUGGUACCCCGCCUGAUGGAUCUCACCAAGUCAGACUGUAUCUGGCAAAGAAUAUGCUGGCGACUGGUUGAAUGUGUGCCAGACCGCUGGAUGGAAGCCGUGGUCCUUGGCUUUGUGCAGAGAACCCCUGGGGCAGAUGUCUUGUCUAGGUUGCUGGGGAACCUGGUUUUGAAAAACAAGAAAGCUCAGUUUGUGGUGACACAGAAGCUGCUGCUCUUGCAGUAUUGCCACACGACUGCAGUACUGCAGAACCUCCUUGGCUACCUGGCCCUGGAUGGCCUUCGGCGUCCCUUACUGAUCAAGGUGCUGCAAGAACUGUUGGAGACCUGGGGCAGCAGCAGCGCUGUGAAACACUCUCCGCCGGAGCAGCAGCAGUAUAUUAGCAAGGCCAUCCUCAUCUGCCUCUCCCACCUGAAGGAGCCCGAAAUCGAGAGCUGCAGACAAGAGCUUCUCACAAGCAUGAUGGAGGGUGUGAAAUGCCACUUGGACAGCAGCCUGCCACAAAUACGGCGUCUGGGAAUGAUCGUAGCAGAGAGCAUUAGUUCAAAAAUAAACACUGAUGGGCCUGUCCUGAAGUUUCAGUAUGAGGAAGAUGAUGAAGCAAGAGAACUGAAGUCCCUUCUGGUGCAGACUCCACCAUUCUGUGUUGUCCCCAGCCUUCCAGAUGAUGACAGGGAUGAGAAAGCAGAUGCUGCGCUGCCGUUGGUAUUGGAAAGUGACAAGAAAUCACAUACAGCGGCCCCUGUAACGCCACAGGAGUCGUCAGAUGCUGAGCUUGACAGUGAUGAUGACCUCAUCCCUUACGACAUGUCAGAAGAUAGAGAACUAAAGACUAAGGCUCCUGUGUAUAUCCGAGACUGUAUUGAAGUCCUGACAGGAUCUGAAGACAUGGACAAAUGGGAAGCUACAGUCAAGGCCCUUGAGAGCUUGGUUCGAAAGAAUCCAGCAGCAACAAGAGAGGUUAGCGUGGAGCUGGCAAAAAUACUAUUGCAUCUGGAGGAGAAGACCUGCAUUGAAGGCUUUGUGGAGCUCCGUCAGAGAGCUCAAGUAGCUGUUUUAACAACAGAUCCAAUACCUGUAGCAAAGUACUUGACCUCCCAGUUCUACUCUCUGAACUACAGUCUUCGUCAGCGCAUGGACAUUCUCGACGUAUUGGUUUUGGCAGCUCGGGAACUGUCCUAUCCCAAAUCCCAUGGGAAGACCAAGCAUUCUGGUGCCCAAAAACCUUGUAUCCAACUUCUUCCUGGAAGUGACAGCUCCAAGGACUGGAGGAAAAUUGUUGAUGAGAGGAUCAAAAGCAAGACUCGGAGAUUUGCUAUGGGUCCAUCUCAAGGGGAACCGGCUUCCAGCCCGAAUGAGUUCAGUUCUGUUGCUGGGCACUUCUUUUUCCCAUUGAUUCAGCACUUUGACAGGCCUUUGACAACAUUUGAUCUCCUGGGGGAAGAUCACUUUGUCCUUGGAAGACUGGUCCACACGUUAGCAGUCCUGAUGUACUUGGCUGUCAACACUGUGGCAGUUACUGCGAUGGGAAAGGCACUGCUGGAAUUCGUUUGGGCUCUGCGUUUCCACACUGACUCGUAUGUGCGCCAGGGUCUCUUGUCCUGCAUCUCCUCCCUGCUCCUCAGUGUCCCUGCACAGCACCUUCUGGAAGACAUGACAGAAGAGCUUUUGGAGACUCAGUCCUGGCUGGGAGAUGUGGUGGAGAAAGAUCCAGACGGGGACUGCAGGAGGCUGGCCCUGCAGAACUUGCUACUAAUGGAGAACCUGAAAAAGAAACUCGAACCUGUCCCAUCUUAGCUGAAGGGUGAAAGAAAUGACCUUUACCUCACACUCUUGCCAGCUGGAUGUGUCGGCACCGCUGGGGCCUCCUCAGCGGUCACCUGGCUGGAGAAGAGGAAGCAGGGGGAGGGCGCAGAGCUGUGAGCCAGCGAACCUGACUUGACAUCUGGACUUUGUAGUGGCGGCCAACUGAGUGAGCUAUGGCUAUCCGGUACGGGGUGUACAGAUGCAGGAAGGUAGGCGAGCGCUGCCGUCCUCCCCACACCUCCCCAGCCCCCACCCCCGGCUAUUUAUAACCUUGGCAGAUUUGAGCGCUCUGCUAAAAAUACAGGGAAGAUCUCACAGCAGACUUCUUGUCAGAAAAACAGGAGGGCUGGAGAGGGCCACUUACCUCCCAGGGCUGCCUCGAGGACGUGCCCGUGACAAAGGUGCCCGUGUCAGUGGUGGAAUAGUCCUUGGGCUGCUGGUGGAAAGGGCGGCAUGGGGUAGGGAAUGACACCACUGAUGGGAUGUAAGAACCGAACCGCUACACUGACUUUCUGAAAAUGUGACAAACCUCACUGAGCUAAAGCUGUGCUGCAGUCAGGAGGGGACAAAGCAGAAAUCCUUUUUGUACAGUCUUAAAAUCAGCCUUAAAAUCUACCCCCCACUUCUUCCCUGAAAGCAUACAAUUUUAAAACUGUGUGUUCACCUCAAGUUUUGAAGCCGUUCACAAAAUAGGAAAAAAAAAUAAAAUCACUGUAAGCAGAAGGGCUGGUUGGUCUGAAAGGUAUGAGAGUGACUUCAUAAAUACACCGUUGUGAGGCAGGGUCAGACUUAAAGGUGAGCAAAAGGCCUGAAGUUACAAUACACAGUUCUUGUUGGGUGUUUUUCCCCCUCAAAUUUAUUAAAAUACUAAAACCACCUUAAUAACAGGAUAUACAUGUGAAUUUUUGUAUGUAGUGUUUAACAUAAUACAUUAUCUUCAGUACUGUUGCUUGUAGUCAAGCAGAAAAAAUAAAUUUCUUGGUCAUAACCAAAAA